Phytomonas sp. Hart1 is the source of this 3297-nucleotide messenger RNA. NCBI's taxonomy places the organism in Eukaryota, Euglenozoa, Kinetoplastea, Trypanosomatida, Trypanosomatidae. The record is from the annotation of a GenBank genome assembly.
AUGAAGGCGACUCCUGUCAAGAAGGAAUGGCCCGAUACAUCAAACGUGCCUGAUCAGUUGAAACUUCAAAAUAAAGAACAAAAAAAAACUAAUGGCGAUAACAGGCCCCGUUUUUCUCGUGACAGGUAUAUUCAGAAGAUGCAACCAAACUUCUCACAGCAACCAAUGGACUCUAUAACUGAUCGGGCUCAGAGUUGCCGUAAUAGAAAUGUAAUAUCUAAUUUGCGAUCUAAAAGAGGAUUGUCGGACAGGUUUAGCCCAAGACCGUUGCAUCCAAGACAUCCAGAUCGGUUUAUCAACACAAAUGCAACUGGGCAUCCCCUUUCUAGACGCAAAAACAAGUUAAAUAAUACAAGCCGCUUGAAUACACACCGCAGUACUAUCGCUCCCGAUCGCAUACUCCGGAGCCAAUCUCGACAAAUUCAUCAUACACCGUCUGAUCCUUUCAAUAACAAUACAAGUUGUGACGUCAGUAGUAGUACCAUACAAAUUAUUUGCUCAACGAGCAAAAGCUCGUUGAUGAAUACUAGUAGAUAUAAUUCAAUUGAUUUAACAGACACUUUCUCAGCUAGUUCUCCAAGACACCAAAGGUUGACCGGAGUAAGUACUCACUUCUUGUCUGAUGAGAUACUUCAAGAGCAUCUAACUAGCUUUAUUCGACACCUUCCAAGUGCAUGGAUGUUUCCAAUCCUGCGUGCUGCUACACUACAGGUUAUGACAGAACGGCUCCCCAUGCACAUUGUGUCCUCUUCUAUAAUUUUUGAUGCCUACUCCGAAGCCAAAGCGGAGUUAGUGCAGGUUUUAAAGAAUGUUGAUGUCCCUAUAGGCAAUGCCGUGAUGCAUCUCACAAAGUUGGCUCCUAAUAACCAGACUAGUGCUCCGGAAGGAGCAAAAGGACCCCAAAUAGGUACUAGUGGUGAGGUCACCACACACCCAAUUAGUGCAAACACUUCCAUACGGCCUUUUGACUCUCAUUUAGGUAAUUCUGAUGGGCUAGUAGAUCUAGUAGGUUUACAGCUCGUGGUUCCAGCUAUCCUGCGUUUUCGGUUAGAUCACAUAAAGCAAUCGCGAAUACAGGAGUUUAUUAAUCAGUGUGAUCAGAACUUUCAGUCGUGCAAAGAGCAAAACACAACUGCUCCCAUACGCGAGGCAGCUGCUUUGCAGCUUUUUUAUGAUCAGGAUAGCGAUAUUCAGUUUGGAGCUCAUCUUCGGCAGGGAGUGCGGCGUUCAAUGAAGCGUGGCUCACGCCUUCUCUUGCCGUACUACAAGGGGGACCCAACAACAGACGCAGAAAGCAACGACUCAAUGACCAUCACAAGCUGUGCCGCCGUUUCUUUUUCGAAUAUGCCUUCAAUUUUCCUUAAGGCCCGUGAAGAGAGUAACGCCUUGAAGGCCCAGCAAACCAAGGGUGACGCCAACAUUCGUGGCAACAACCGCCGCCAUCGCGUGCACCCAUUUUUCACCUGCGAGUUUGCUGCCACCUUGACAUGUGGCAGUGACGGGGGUUGCAUCUUUGCGUCGGCACUCGCGACGGAGUUUUUGGUUGGGAUGCCUUCCUUCAUCUCCCAGCCUAUGAACUGUAUCGCGUCCGCAAUUCGUGCUACGCUGCACCGGAUGUGCUUGGGUGUCACAAAGGAGUCACUGCGCCGUUUCAGUGGUCAAGCGGUAGAACAGCUGCGCGGCUUGCGGAUGCCACCCUUAGAUUUGGCUCUCCUCUAUGUUCGAGGUUCUCAACUGUACUAUGGGUCCACCACUGGGAUCAAAGGAAAAUUUUUCUUCUUUAAUAAUGAUGACAAGGAGGGCUCUUCUUUUGAUUUGUGCAAGGACUACCUUCUGGAAAAUGUUGGAGUUAGUUCUUUUUCAACCAGGAAAGUUAAUGAGUGCCACAACACGGUUCCCUUCGAUAACCCUAGCUCAACGGGAAAUGCUACAUCUUUGGCGGUAUCGGAAGAUAGUCGUGAUAACGUGGUGCCAAAAGGUGCUUCUUACGAUAUGCCCAUAGUGGUGCGUGGCUUUGUAGAUUUGUCAAGAUUUGUUUCGUUAAACACAGUACCUGCCACAUCCCCACGAGAGCAUGGUUUAGAUUCUAAAGAUACCCUCAAUACUGUGGGUCUGAAUCGCUUGAUGAAGAAAUUGGCCCGUCCCAGCCCGCUUCGGAGCCAAAUAGUAUUUCCACUCGCUGUGGUACUUAGUUGCAGUGAAUUCUGGUCAGUUAUGUCAACAACAUAUGCAGUUAACCUGCUUAGAACGCUAUUACUUUUGGACUACGAGGCGUCUAGCUAUACUGAGAGAUUGAGGUUUAAAGAAAAAUCUAACAUUGAUGAAAUAGAGUUCACUGAGGAGUUUAUGGAGACAGAACGAGCUAGUUCUCUCCACAAGAAUAUCGAGGGCACCAUGGUCAUACAACAGUCAGAAAGAAUACGCGAAUACCUCAAUACACUCGACUCUAAAUUGUCACCUGACGUACGUGCGCGUAUGACGGCUUUUUACGAUAACCGUGUUGCAUACCAUAUUCAGAUCAGUAAGUUUAGCAAAUUUGAUUCCUCGCGAAUAUAUACAGAAGAGCUCCGUGCGAUGGCCAACGAGCGUAGAAAGAAAGGAGAGCCCCAGAAUUUCGAUCCACCGCCCUCCCUCAUCAAUGACAACACGCAGGACUCUAAUUUUGCCACGGGAAUAUCUCGAAUAAAGGUAGGAGCGCCAUCACACGAUGGUGGGCAUGAUAGCGAAAUCCCCAUAGAUACUGUACAAGUAAAGCGGCAAGGCCCUACUGCGUGGAGUGAAUUUCACCGAGCCAGCACGCGUGUCGCGGCGGAUGGGCAGCCCUUGUGUGAUGCACUGGCCUCGUUCUUGGCAACGGAAGCAUCCAUCAUCUGCCACAAAUCCUCGCAGGAUCUUCCAAACGGAGACCAUUUUGUUAGAGAUCAGGACAUGCUGCCUGUGACGGCAAGCAUACCAAUUUCUCAAACCCUGUCCUCAGUGAAUUACGUCGCUAUUCCAUUAUCCACAGACAAUGCAAUUCCUGUGUCUUCAUCUAAAUCUAACAACAUCAUUAAUGAAAAUAUUCCUCAUGACGCUCCAGAGAUGAGUAAUUUGGACGAUUUUCACACUCUUUCAGAAGCGUCUACCAAUGCUAGGGCUACUUUCAGUAUAGAAGGGUCUGAGAGCGGUGAGCCGUACUCCGUUGUGGUAGUUUUACUUCCGGCGGAUAUUGUCUUUGCUGAUGCGGGCCGACGCAGCAGAGGACUGAAUGUGAUUAACCAUGCACGUCGUAGCCAUUCACAAAAGCAACCGAAAUAG